Molecule: messenger RNA, 1815 nt
Organism: Gilbertella persicaria
Lineage: Eukaryota; Fungi; Mucoromycota; Mucoromycetes; Mucorales; Choanephoraceae
Product: alcohol oxidase
Exons: 4
Coding region: 1-1815 (604 amino acids)
Molecular function (GO): flavin adenine dinucleotide binding; oxidoreductase activity, acting on CH-OH group of donors
Source: RefSeq, a predicted model, not a curated record
AUGCAUCAUAUAAAAAAUAAUUUUGCAACUCAUUGGUUAUGCCGUCUUUCCGAAAAUAAGCAAAUUACUGUUGCCGUACUAGAAUCUGGAUCCAAUGCUGAUGAUCAGUUUGUGAUUCGCGCUCCUGGAAUGUAUGAUCAAGAUGUUGGCUCACCUCUUUGUCCUGUUAUGCCCACCGUCCCUCAAGAAGGCAUGAACAAUAGACAAUUGACGCUUGGUACAGGCAGACUCUUGGGUGAUGGUAGUGCUGUCAAUGGAUUAGUCUGGGCACGUGGUGGUUUGAAAGAUUAUGGUGCCUGGGAAGAACUCGGUAAUCCCAGAUGUAACGGGAAGGAAAUGUUCAAAUACUUUAAGAAGGCUGAAAACUACACGCCUCCUUCUCUUGCUCAAAUCGAAAUUGGCGCUACUGCUUUAAAGAGUGUCCAUGGUGUAGGAGGUCCUAUUAACGUCUCCUUCAGUACUUAUAAAUACGAUCAAACACGCUACUGGAACGCCUCUCUUAAAGCUGUGGGACUUGACUCUGUUCCCGAUAUCUUGAACGGUUCGCUUCAUGGUUAUUCUACUGUCCUGAGUAUUUUGAAUCCCAAGACAGCUCGUCGUGCUGAUGCUUAUACUGACUACAUUGCCCCUAAUGUUGAGCGCAAGAACCUCUUUGUCUUGGCUAAUCAUACUGUCUCCCGCGUUGAGUUUAAUGCACAAAAGGCUGGUGGCUUGUUGGCUACGAGUGUUGAAUGGUAUCCUAUUGGUGACAAGACGAGGAAACAAAUUGUGAAGGCACAUGAAGAAGUUGUUCUCUCUGCUGGCGCUCUUGGUAGUCCCAAACUUCUUGAACUUCCUGGUAUCGGUGACAAGAAUAUUCUUGCUUCUGCUGGUGUCAAGUCGCUACUCGAUUUGCCCAGUGUUCGUACUAAUAUGCAAGAUCAUGUCCACGCAGUGGCUGUUUCUACAACUAAUAUCGCUGGUUACACUUCCGACAGCAUCUUUGCCAAUACAACACUUGCUAAGCAAAUGAGAGAAGAAUAUGAUACAAAGAAAACAGGUAUCUAUGCUGCCACGCUGAACAACUUGGGUUAUCCUAGCCCUAGCCUCCUCUUUAAAGAUACUGCUGCUGUGUCUGGUAAGGCAUUUGCUGCCAAGAUUCGUGCUUCUAUGUCUCAAUAUGCUAAAUACUAUGUCUCUACCAACUCUACUAAUGUCCAAUUGAUCAAGAAGCAAUACGAAAUUGUUGCCAGUCGUUAUGAAGAAAACUAUAUGUCUCCUGUUGAAAUCAAGCUCACACCUGGUUAUAGUGGUACUGGUAAGGCCGAUACCAAGAAUUUGAAAUACCAAACUGUCAACCAUGUCUUGAUUGCUCCUUUGAGUCGUGGUCAUACCCAUAUCGGUUCUUCUGAUGUAGAAGAUCCUGUCACCAUUAACCCACAAUACUAUUCUUAUCCUCUUGACGUUGAAGUUCAUGUUGCUUCACUUAAGCUUGCUCGUAAGAUUCUUGAUGCUCCUAACGGUCUUGGUCAAUGGAACACAGGCGAAACCGAACCUGGAAAGCAGGUGUCUAGCGAUGAAGAUAUGAAAAAAUGGUUAUCUAACAAUGUUCGUUCUGACUGGAAUCCUGUUGGUACUUGUGCUAUGCUUCCCAAAGAACUAGGUGGUGUGGUUGAUUCUAAACUCAGGAUUUAUGGUACUGCCAAUUUAAGAGUUGUUGACACUUCUAUCAUUCCUCUUGAAAUCCCUUCUCAUUUAAUGCAACCUGUCUAUGGUGUCGCAGAAAAGGCUGCUGAUAUCAUCAAAAAUGCCGGAAGCUCUAAGUCUUACCAUUAG